AGUCAGAACGGAAUUCGGAAAAUUUGGAACCCACGUCUCCUCUCUCUAGACCUCGAGCGGGAGUCCGGAGCAAUUUGCGAUGGAAUCAGCUACUACAUCUCUUGUAGGCACCAGCAUAUCAACUCCUCGCUGGAAUGUGGAUCGACCUUUCCUUACCGGCCGGUUUCACCAGGAAACAAAAUCCACAUUUCACGAACCUUCCAGUUCUGGAGUGGAUAAGGCAAUAUGUUGCUACCAUGCUGCCAUUCAGGAACUGAUUGUUAUUGAUGAUCUUUUGUCUUCGUUGGUUGGGAUUGAAGGACGCUAUAUUUCAAUUAAAAGAGCCCGAGGGAAGGAAGAUAGUAUAUCUUUUCAGGUUGAUGCGUCUAUGGAUCUUGCACUCCAGGAAUCUUCAAAAAGGCUGUUCCCCUUAUGCGAGAGUUAUUUGCUGAUCAACCAAUUUAUUGAGACAAGAUCGCAGUUCAAAACUGGCUUAGUUAAUCAUGCCCUUGCAGCUGCUCUAAGAUCACUUCUUCUGGAUUAUCAUGCCAUGGUGGCUCAGCUCGAGCAUCAGUUUCGUUUAGGAAAGCUUUCUAUUCAAGGAUUAUGGUUCUAUUGUCAGCCAAUGAUGGGUUCAAUGCAAGCUUUGUCCACUGUGGUGAAAAAGGCUUCUUGCAGUAAUAUCUUGGGUUCAGCUGUCAUUAAUCUCUUGCAAAGCCAGGCCAAGGCCAUGUCCGGUGAUCAUGUAGUCAGGUCUUUGCUGGAAAAGAUGUUGCAGUCAGCAAGCAGUGCAUAUCUUGGGAUACUCGAAAGGUGGGUGUAUGAAGGAAAGAUUGAUGACCCGUAUGGAGAAUUUUUUAUUGCUGAGAACAAGUCUCUUCUUAAGGAGAGUCUCACUCAAGAUUAUGAUGCCAAGUAUUGGCAACUGCGUUACACCCUCAAGGGUGAUAUUCCAAGCUUUAUAGCAAAUGCUGCUGAAACAAUUUUAACCACAGGAAAAUAUUUGAAUGUCAUGAGAGAGUGUGGACACAGUAUUCAGGUCCCAGUGGCAGAAAAUUCAAAGUUGACCAGUGUUAGCUCAAACCACCAUUAUCUUGAGUGCAUCAAGGCUGCUUAUGAUUUUGCCAGUGGUGAGUUACUAAACCUAGUUAAAGAGAAGUAUGAUCUUAUGGCAAAGUUGCGGUCUAUCAAGCACUACCUCCUCCUUGAUCAGGGUGAUUUCUUGGUUCACUUCAUGGAUAUAGCCAAAGAGGAGCUCAUGAAGAAGCCAGAUGAGAUUUCAGUGGAGAAGCUUCAGUCUCUUUUGGAUCUUGCCUUGCGAACCACAGCUGCUGCUGCUGACCCAUGCCAUGAGGACUUGUCAUGUUGUGUGGAGAGAACAACUUUGCUAAAAAGGUUGAGUAUGCUAAAAGAUCUUGAAGUUAAUCAGCUUGUUUCAGACAGCCAUAAUUUAGAUGAACCAGUGAGCAUCACUGGCUUGGAAACAUUUUCUUUGAACUACAAGGUUCAAUGGCCUUUGUCCCUUGUAAUUUCAAGGAAGGCUUUGACAAAGUACCAGCUAAUAUUUCGCUUUCUAUUUCACUGUAAACAUGUUGACCGGCAGCUCUCUGGGGCAUGGCAAGUACAUCAAGGUUUCCGGAAACUUGAUAUGCAUGGCAUGGCAAUCUCUGUAUCAUCAUUACUAUGUCGCAAUAUGCUAAAGUUUAUUAACAGCCUCCUACACUACCUUACAUCUGAGGUUAUCGAGCCUAAUUGGCAUGUGAUGCAGAACAGACUUCAAACCGCAAAAAGCAUUGAUGAGGUAAUACACUACCACGAUUUUUUCCUUGACAAGUGUCUGAGGGAAUGCUUGCUUCUUUCACCCUCUAUUCUGAAGAAGGUCGAGCGUUUAAAAGAAAUAUGCCUACAGUAUGCAGCAGCUACACAACGGUUAAUUACUGCUGCCUUUGAGGUUCCCAUGGCUCCUCAGAUGGAAAAGUUUAACCGUUUAAAACUAAGAACCAAAUCACAGAUGCUGAAGCCAGCAACAGAAGAUUCCACAGUAUUUGGAUCCAUUAUGAAGUUUGAGAGGGAAUUCACAGCCGAGCUUCAGAGCUUAGGACCAAUUUUUAGCAGUGGGUCUCGCGCAGAGCCAUAUUUAACUCAUCUUGCACAGUGGAUACUUGGGGUAGGAAAUGACCAAUAAGUUGCAUUGUUUUUUUGUUUUUGUUUUUCUGAUUACUAAUUCUUUCGCCAUUCAUGUUGAAUUGGUUAGAGCAACUCCAAUGGGAGGGGUAUGUGAAAGGGUAAAGAGAAAUAAUUGUGAUGUAUACCUCUUUUCAUUAAAAAUCAUUCUCCAAUAGGAGAGGUAAAUAAGGAGGCAUUAUAACUUCUUCAAUUUUGAAGAGGUAUCUUUACCUUCUUCAUUUGGGGAGGUAUAUAAACUUUUCCUUCCUUUUAAAUUCAUUUAAUCAAUUACUUUAGUUAUU
Molecule: messenger RNA, 2447 nt
Organism: Cuscuta campestris
Lineage: Eukaryota; Viridiplantae; Streptophyta; Magnoliopsida; Solanales; Convolvulaceae
Source: the annotation of a GenBank genome assembly